AGAAAGGGAAUCAAGCUUGGAUCUGAUUCAUCAUUUGAUCGCGCCGCAUAACUAAUCGCUUUUUGGAUGAACGUUACGUUGCGGAUCUUUAUAAAACCAGGCCUUUCCCCUGCUCAAGUUCAAGAGAGAGUGAGAGACCAGUGCACCCCGCGCACACAAUCGAAUGGGUCGUAAUUUGAAGAAUGCCGUGAUUGCAUUUCUGGCUCCUCUGCCCUCCAUACUCUUCUACCUCUCCUUCCUCAACCACUACAGCAAUGGUGAUGUUAUUGCUGUCUCCCCUUUGUGGAAAUGGUGCUUUGAUCAUCCUCUACUCCUAGUCAACGCACUCUUCUUCCUCAAUGUCAAUGUCCUUUUCUGGAUCAUCAGUCACUUCCAAUCAAGCCACUGGAUGAUAGAUUUGUACUGGACUGUGAUACCGGUGCUGCUACUUUACUACUAUGCUUCACACCCAUUUGCGCAGUAUGAUUUGUGGAGGUCAAGAAUUGUGACGGUGUUGACUUGGGUGUGGAGUAUCAGGCUCACCCAUAACUACUUUAGGCGUGAGGAGUGGCAGUGGGGUGCCAGAGAGGACUGGAGAUUCACUGAUAUGCGCCCCCAGUACGGCAAGCACUGGUGGUGGGCCUCCUUCUUUGCCGUAUAUGCCUCUCAGCAGGUGUUUCUCAUUGGAAUAUGCCUCCCUAUGUAUAUUGUGCACUCUGUUGAUAAGCCAUUGGAUAUCUGGGAUUUUGCUGCCAUUGCUGUUUGUGUUAGUGGCAUUGUUAUAGCAUACUAUGCUGAUACUCAACUUCACGAAUUCAUGACUAAAAACGAGAAGCUCAAAGAACUAGGACUGCCCGUGGUGCUCAAUCUUGACAGGGGUUUGUGGUGUUACUCUCGGCAUCCAAACUACUUUGGGGAGCAAUUGUGGUGGUGGGGUUUGGCGAUAUUUGCGUGGAACCUGGGGCAUGGUUGGGCCUUUAUUGGUGCCCUUAUAAAUAGUUCGUGUUUAGCAUAUGUGACUUUGCUUGUGGAACAACGGAUGCUGAAGCUAGAGUCCAGAGCUGAAGCAUAUAGACUGUACCAGAAGACAACGUCAGUUUGGGUACCAUGGUUCAAGUCGUCUGCCAUAGCAGCAAGAGUUAAGGAAGCUUGAUCCGGUAUUUGUCUUACUACUAGAUUGUUACUGUUAUUGUUGGUUGUUAUCUUGUAUGCGUUAUUAGUGUCACUGUCCUGUAGUUCCAGCAUUAGUUCAUGUGCUCUGUUCUGAUUUGGGGAAAAUGAUGAAUGUUACCUGUAUGGGGCAGAAUAAGCUCACUUUUUGAAUUUAUAGAAAUUCUUUGUGUGUUACUUUCA
Molecule: messenger RNA, 1332 nt
Organism: Tripterygium wilfordii
Lineage: Eukaryota; Viridiplantae; Streptophyta; Magnoliopsida; Celastrales; Celastraceae
Exons: 3
Coding region: 164-1132 (322 amino acids)
Biological process (GO): lipid metabolic process
Cellular component (GO): membrane
Molecular function (GO): oxidoreductase activity, acting on the CH-CH group of donors
Source: RefSeq, a predicted model, not a curated record